This is a messenger RNA of Rotaria sp. Silwood2, 2130 nucleotides long. NCBI's taxonomy places the organism in Eukaryota, Metazoa, Rotifera, Eurotatoria, Philodinida, Philodinidae. The record is from the annotation of a GenBank genome assembly.
AUGUAUGAUAAUGCACCAAGUAAAUGUAAUACAACAAGUUCAUUAAAUACACAAGGAGAACAUCAUUUUCUUCCUAUAUCUAAAUUACUUAUAACACUUCGUCAACAAAUGAUACUUUAUCCAAACGAAUAUUUUCAUGGUCUAGGUAUUGUUCUUAGUGUUGGACAUUAUCAAUUGCCAUUUGCAAGAGUCAAUUUAAAAAUGAUUGAACAUAGUGGUACUAAAUUACAUGUUCAGGUAAAUAUAAUUCUAUCUAGACGUACAUCAAAAAGAAGCUUUCUUUCUUUUGUAUUGAAAAAUGAUGAAAGAAGUAGUGUAUGACCAAUGUAGUGCUGAGUCAAAACCCUCAUACGAUGAACAAUCAAAAUGCAUUUUGCAUGUUUGAUAUAAUAAAACAUUGACAAUUGGGUUUAUACUAAAGAAACAGGUACACAUACACUCUAAAUAAAAAUCGUUUUCUUGGAAACUCAGGAAAAUGGGUUUCUGAGCGUACAGAGACCCAAAUAGGUUUCCAGACUGAUUCUGGAAACCUGAAUACGUGUCCGAACUUUUCUCGGAUACCUUUAAAAGUUUCUUGGAAGGAAAAAAUGGGUUUCCGACUUUCGAAAACCUUAAAAGCGUUUCAUAUAGUGACAAAAUCUGGAAACGCUAAAAGGCUUCCGAAAAAAGUGAUCCGUUUCCAAAAAUCCUAUCAUUUUUCCGAAAACCUUUUAGCGUUUCCAGGUUUGUCACUAUAUGAAACGCUUUUUAGGUUUCCGAAAGUCGGAAACCCAUUUUUUCCUUCCAAGAAACUUUUAAAGGCAUCCGAGAUCAGUUCGGAUACGUAUUCAGGUUUCCAGAAUCAGUCUGGAAACCUAUGUGGGUCUCUGUACGCUCAGAAACCUAUUUUCCUGAGUUUCCAAGAAAACGAUUUUUAUUUAGAGUGUAGGUUUUGAUCGAGAAAUAAAAAAGGACAUAUUCACCAAUCUAUAAUUAUCCAUAAAGUUAAUGAGAAAAUAAAAUCAACUUUUUGAAAUUAGAAAUAACUUCGAACUUAGAGUAGAAUAAUAUUCAUAGCAUUAUUUCUACUGAAAAAUCUUCACUUUUAAAUUUUUUUCAUAGAUAUAAAGCAAUAGUUUCAUUGGAUAAGUCUUAAAAGAAAAGUUAGUUGAAAAUAUUCAUUUAAAAUACGUGAAAUCUUUAUAUUAGAAAAGCAUAGUUAGCUUUCUGAAGAGUUCAAACGAUAGAGUUAUGAUUAAAAACAUUGUAUUAUUAUUAUUAAUAGAGUCACGUUUUAUAAUAUUUAUCUAAGAGUAUGAAUUUCAACCAAGUAUCACUAUUUGACAUAAAAAACAUGAUAAUAUUUCUAAUUUAACUCUAUAUUUUGUAGAAUAGAUAUUGAUUUUUCGCAAAAAGAUCGCGUGCAGGAGUAUUAAGUAUAAGUUUUUUCAGCUUCUGUUACCUAUUUCGUAACAAUUGGAUUCAAAAAUUAACAAUUAUCCAGUAGCUUUUCAUAAUAACCAAAAAUCUCAGCAAUCAUGAUCAAAAUUCAUUAUGCACAUUUCGUUAAUGAUGGAACCCGAAGACCAAUAAUUUGAAUUCGAGCCUUUAACAUUAAUAACAGAAACAAAAAUGAAAUAUUCUUUUCAAUAUCAAUAGUGAUUUAAGUUGUCAAAGCUAAUAGAAGUGGAGGAAAGAACAGCAUAUGAUUAAUGUGUUUCAUUUAUUGAAACAAUAGUGGAACUGUCUUGGAUGAUAUCAAAGCAUACAGACAACAGUUUUUACACUGAUUUUGUACAGAAAAAGGAACAAACUACUCAAUUUUUUAUCCUUGUGAACUUCCACUGUAAUUUUCGAAAAACACGAGUUUUCACUCAUUUUUAAAGCAAAACUUCUAGCUUAUUAGAGAAAAACUUCUAUAAAAUUUAUGAAACACGGUCUAGUUGCUGUUGUUAAUCAUAGGAAGAUUGCUGUAUUCUGUAUCCUUUGGGACGCAUCUCUUCACCAUCCUUUCACUUAAUCUUCCAAAAAUACGGCAAGGAAUCAGUUCAUAUAUUACAAGGAGACAUUAUCGACGUACAGUCUAUGUUCGUAUAUCAAUAAGAUCUGUCACAGUCUGUAAUGAACGAGUGACGUUGCUAAGGCAGUCUG